CACUACACUGUCUUUCCUCCCUUUUGGAAUGGGAAUAUGUAUUCUGUGAGAUUGUAUGUUGAAACAUGUAAUUUGAGUUUUGCUUUAAUAGGUUACAAUUAAAAGAUUGCCUUGAGUCUCAGAAGAGAUUUUGGACUUUGAAAUAGUGUUGAGGCUGUAUAAGACUAUGGGGAAUUUUGAUGUUUGACUAAGUCAAUUUUGCUAUGAUAUCACUACAAGCCUAUGGAGGGCCAGAAAGUGGAAUGGGGUGGUUUAAAUAAACUUCCAGAGGCUCAUAUAUUUGAGUGCUUGGUGUCUAGUUUGUAGAACUGUUUGGGAGGGAUCAGGAGGUGUGGCCUUUUGGAGGAGGUAAGCCACUGGAGGUGGCUUGGAGGUUUUAAAAGUCCAAGAACAUGGACAAGCCUCUCUGUGGAGGUAGGGGAGGAACAGAACAUGGAUAAGCCUCUAAUUCUGAAAGAGUGUGCAGGUGAAAAUGAUUAUAGAAACUGAAGGCUGUGGAGGAGGGGAACCUGUGAAGGUUGGAGAAUGGAGAGUUACUGUCUUGUCACCCCUUCCUACCUCCCCUCCCCCACUCAGGAGCCCUUUGUGACAGGGAGACAGGGGCUCUGUGAUGUAGGCCUAAGCCCAGCUGAAACUCCCAGAGAGAACUCUCAGUAUUCAGUUGCCUGAGAGCAACAGUGCUAUAGAGAUGGAGAAUUUUCUGUUCCUUCUGGAAAGCAUUGACACUUCAUGGCUGACCCCCAGCUUCACUACUUGGGCAAUGGACAUGAUCCUUGCCUUUGUGUGUGGGCUGGGGCUCUUCCACCUAUUACUCUUCUUCCACCUUGACUCACCUUCACCUCCACCAGUGGAAAACACCACCACCCAAAAGGUGGUGAAGAGGGAGUACAGCAAGGAUAGGAAGAAAAUCAGGACCGUGAAAGGUAGGCCACUUCCUUCCCUGGUGAGGUGACUUCACCACGGGUCCCCAAGCGAUAACACCAAAUGUGUUGCAGAAGCUCUGAGGAGGUGGCCCCUGGGAAGGAACCUAGAACUAAAGACACUUCCUAGGUUCUGUGCUCAGAAUGAAGCUAUGGACAGCCAGGACUGGGUGCUACCUGGGGAGGGGCGGGGUGGGAGGAAGUGGUGCCAUGCUGCCUGGAUUUGGGGGCAAGCUGGUUGUUAAUCUUCUCUAAGACAUUUUCCUCUUUCAGAACACUGGUCCUUUCCUCCCCUAACAGGGAGAUUGCAAAGCCUGUGGGGAUCUUUAGAAGUGCAAACGCCUGGUCCAUGGCAUAGUCCUGUUCCACAUGUGCCUUGCUCUCAAGGCAUUUGGGCAUGCGGCCUUGCUCACCCAUGCCUGAGCUCCCGUUUAACUUUUCAUUCCCACUGAAGGGGCAUUUCACUCAAUCUCUGGUUAGAUACGGGGAGUCUCCUUUACCCACCAUAACCCAGUCUCUAUCUCCAGCUGACAGAGGCAGCAGGAAGAAACCCAAGGGGAACAAGGUACUGGUUUCCCUUCUGCACAGGUGAGCCAUCUCCAGGUCUCUCUGGCUCCUCCCUCCUCUUGUCUGUUAUGUGAUCAGCCCCGACCAGGACACAAGGUUACCAUGGGAAUAGGAGCCCUCUGGAUGGGUGGGGUAUGAGUACAGCCUGGAGGUUAAGAUAACAAGGUCUGUAAAAAGCAGAGUGUGGAACAGUGGCUGGGAUGGGGAGUGAGGGUCCUUCCCUCCUCAGCUUGCUCAGCUUCCUAGCUGCAAUCACAUCUCCUGUCUUCCACAGCAUGCUAGAGAGGCUUGCCGAUACCAUCAGCUUUUGCCAGCUCUUAGGACAAGAUGCCUCGGGUGAAACGUCUAAGCCAGAAGCUGCCAAAGCCCACCUGCCACCUACUCAGCCCACAGAGAAGUCUGUGGCCACCAGUUUGUCCCUAGCGGUUUCCUCUGCUCCUCUCAAAGAUUCUAAAAUCUUGUCACCUGUCCUGCUGGAUUCCUCAGCUUCUAUUGAGUCACAGUUUUCUGGAAGUGCCUCUCAGCCACCAGAGACCUUGACUCCUGGAAGACGUUAUUCACCACCACUGGCAUCUUCCCACCCAUCUCAUCCUCCUGAUCCUGUGGCUUGUCCUCUACCCAUGCCAAAUCCUAGCACAAAGGCUCCUUGGUGUGACUGGAAAACUCUGGGGACCUCACAGAGCACACCUCUGCCAGGUUUGCCUUCUCCAAUCCUAAUCACUGCAGGGCUUGACCAUGCAAGGAAGCCUACCUCCACCAUGCCAGGCCUUGACUACUCAAUCAGGGCUACCUCUACAACCCCAGGCCUUGACCAUUCAAUCAGGCCUACCUCUACCACCACAGGCCUUGACCACUCAAUCAGGCCUACCUCUACCACCCCAGGCCUUCACCACUCAAUCAGGCCUACCCUUGACCACUCAAUCAGCUCUACCUCUACCACCCCAGGCCUUGACCACCCAAUCAGGCCUACCUCCACUACCCCAGGCCUUGACCAAACAAGGAAGCCUAGCUCUACCAAGCUAGGCCUUUACCAAUCAAGCUGGCCUACCUCUACCACCCCAGGCCUUGACCAGUCAAUCAGGCCUACCUCUACUACCCCAGGCCUUGACCAAACAAGGAAGCCUACCUCUACAAUGCUAGGCCUUUACCAAUCAAGCUGGCCUACCUCCACUACACCAGGCUUUGACCACUCAAUCAGGCCUACCUCAGCCAUGCUAGGCCUUGACCACUCAAGCAGGGGGACCUCAACCACCCCAGAUCUUGACCUCUCAACCUGGCCUACCUCAAAUACUCCAGGCCUUAACCAUUCAAGCAGUGAGACCUCCACCACCCCAGGCCUUGACGACUCAAGUAGGCCCACAACAACUACUCCAGGCCUUAACUACUCAAGCAGGCCUACCUCAACCUACCCAGGCCUUGACAACUCAAGCAGGCCUACCUCAACCUACCCAGGACUUGACAACUCAAGCAGGGGGACUUCUACCACUCUAGGCCUUGACCACUCAAGCAGGCCUACCUCAACCACCCCAGGCCUUAACCAUUCAAGCAGUGGGACCUCCAUCAGCCCAGGCCUUGACCACUCAAGCAGGCCUACCUCAACCACCCAAGGCCUUAACCAUUCAAGCAGAGGUACUUAUACCUCUCCAGGACUUGACCACUCAAGCAGGCCUACCUCAACUACCCCAGGCCUUUACCACUCAAGCGGGCCUACCUCAACCACCCCAGGUCCAGAACACUCCAGCAGGUCUUCCUCAAAUAUGCCAAGGCUUGACAACUCAAGCAGGCCUAAUUCAACCACCCCAGGCCUUAAACAGUCAAGCAGGCCUACCUCUACCAAUCCAGGCCUUGACCUCUCAAGUAGACCUACCUUAGGUCCUUCCUGGUACCAGGUAGCUGCCAAAACCUGGUGCUGCUCCAACUCACCACAUGGUGAAUCCUCAAAAGACCAUCUGUUUCUCAGCCUCCAAAAGGCCUCGUUCUGGACAAGCCCCACAUACAUGCAGAUAGACACUGAGAAGCCCUCUUUCAUCAACCCUGAUAUCCAGGAGAGGCUGGAAUUUGAGAUUCAAAAGAGGGUUGAACUAAAAGUUUGGAAGGGGAAAGGCAAAGACAGGUGUGACCAUGCCCUGGGAUAUAUGGACAAUAUGCUGCAGUCCUGGAGCAGCCAGCAGGCCACCACCAGAACCUGCAAAUCAGAGCAAUUUACAGGUCAUCAACAGUUCUUCUACAAGAAAUACAGUCAGCUUUUCUGGGGCCUCCCCUUUCUCCACAGUGAGUCCCUUGUGGUUACUGUCAACAUGGCAGGGUCCCCACCAGAGCCCCCCUCUAUCUUAUUCAAUGGACUCUCUACUUACAUCCCAACUUUAUUUCAGACUAAUGUAAAUCCACAGCUCUUUUCUCUAAAGCCCUUGCUUCAACACUUGGUCAAAACCCAACCUUUGACUCCAAAGUCAUCCAGGUCCCAAUCUCCACCAGUGGCUGGAAUCCAAACCCAGGGCUGUGAUCCAUCCUCUCUCCCAAAGUUACCACACCAUUCACCUCCAAUCAGGGAUUAUGGGGCUUCUCGACCUAGAGCUUCAAGAGUACAAUUUAUGAUCCCACCUGCUGCUCAACACCUAGAGCACCAUCUUUUGAAGAAGCACCAAGAGAGUAAGUACGAUUUACCCCCCAUAGUUAAGAGGUCACAGGAAGCAUUUCAUCAACUCAAUUCUAACAGUUGGGCCUCCCAGGGAAAGGGUUCUGUUGUCCACCUCCCAGGGAAUUUCAUUAACCCCGGGCUCCAGCAGCAGCUGGAACAAAACUUAAAAAAGACUGACACACAACGGCCAUGUCCCCACAAGGUCCAGCUAUCUCUGGAUCCGAGAAAGUCUCAGGACAAACUCCCAGGGAUGGGUCAGGCAGAAGUUAACCACGGGACCUCAUGUUCCUCAGCACUGGCAGAUGAAAACAGCCUUCAUGCACAAAAUGUCUCAUCACAGGGUCUAGAAAUAUUCCAAAUAUGGAAGGACCCAAGCAUGUAUCUGACAAACUGUCUGGGAAGAGCUCUGAACAAUCUGUACAGGAGCCCAGAAGAUUACCUAGGCGAAGUUCUCGGGGCUGUCUCUGAGACAGAGACAGAAAGUGUCCACAUGAGACACCUGAGAAGUGACACUCGAAGUGUUUCCCCAGUGGAACCAGGAAAAAAGUUGGUAGAAGGUACCUCCCCAAAAGACUCAAGCAGCAAGUGGAGGCAUGCUCAGGACAGUAAGAUGCAUGAAGGGAUUUGUCAUGCAGUAUGUAUGGACCAUGCAUUGGCCCCUCCUGAAAACUUGAAUGAUUGUACCACCUACAGGAAAACUUCUGGUGGGCCUUCCUUCCUAGAUCCUGGCACUCAGAAGGUGCUGGAAACACAUCUUACAAGACGUCUGGUGAGACACAGAUGGAGCCUGCCCCUCAUAGGCCUCAAGGCUAUCCAUGUUUUCAACAAGACCAAGGCUACAGCUGUGCCCUUUCCACAGCCCUCUGAAUCUUCUUUGUCCUUCUGGGACUCUAGAGACGACUCCAUUGUCAAAAAGGUCAGUGUCCUGGGAGAACCUUUUCAGAAAGGCCCAGAAGAGAAAGUGAAAACAACUUCCACACAGAACCCUCCUUCUGCCUCCCAGCUCGGAUUCCUGAGAGAGACUCCACCUAGAGACAAUUCUGGGCCCUCUGAGGCCCCUACAGCUGUCGAGGGAGACAAUAUGACUUCUCUGUCCACCUCACAAAGUCUCGUGGGCAGAGACUGGCACAAUGAUAGGGUUCUUAGAUCUUGGACAGGCAACCCAGAGUCAAACCCAGGCCUAGUGAAGGGAGCACAUGAGUCACAGGAGAAGGAGCGUCUGAUUUUAAGUAAUACCUACAAUUGGGUGUCAGUUCGGGAGAUCAGUGUGGCAUCCCAGUCACCAAGCAGCAGGGAGAGCAGGGAACUGAAGAAGGCCGAGGAGGAACAGUCCUGUGACUGGGUAGUCAUCAUGGAAGCUGGGGAGAUGGCCAACUCUGAAAGCAACAAUCAAUAUUUAAGGGAUUCAGAAUCACUGGAGCCCAGUGAAAGUCCAUCCCCUUCUACCCAGGAUCGAGAAGACUCAGGCCUGAGCACACUUCACUGCUCGUCCUCUGGUGUUGCCCUGCAGGACUGUGCUACUGAAUCAUUCUUUAAAGACUGUGCCCCUGAGAUUCUCCUUGCUGCAGAUAUCCUGGCCUCCAGAGCCUCCCAGUCCAGCUUCAAGAAUGUGCCUGCUACAAGCAAGUCAACCUACCAGAACAGGCACCCUUUCUUAAGAGAAGGGGAUAUGCCCAAGAUUUCUAAACCACACAAAUCAUGGCCUAGCCAUAUCUUUGUUUCAACUGACAAAAAACAAUGUCAAAGUCCCAAGCAGGACACAUGUCUUUCAGGUAUGAGGCCUGUCCAAACCUACAGGUCAAAUACUAAAAAUUGCAGUUCUUCCCAAGAAACAGGGAAGUUUGGGGACAGGAUAAAAAACUUUAUAAGGUCAAUUCUCCACCCCAAAGCCAAAUUACAAGAGAACUCCCUGGAAAAAAUCAAGGCUUUUCCAGCCACAACCCAAAGCCAAGGGUCAGUCCUGAGUAGAUUAUUCAUGGCCCGACAGGUUGCUGAAGCACAGGACCUCAUGACCUCUGUUGGAUCGAUUCUAGAGAAGAAGUUGGGGGUUCACCAUUGGUGUGCUCCCUCAAAGAAAAAUUUGCACCAAGAACCACCCCAAGCCCAAGUGAGUAGGCAUGUCUGCCACCACAGGAUUCCUAUUGCAGAAACAAUACAAGGAACAACAAAGAAACAAUACAGUACCUGUGUUCACCAAGCCAACCCCAAGGUACACAGCCAACCUUCACAAAGCCAACCUUCUACAGGCAAAUGGAUGUCCUAUGCUAACUGGGCCCAGGUGUCCAGAGAACCUGGGUCCCGACCCAGGCCCUAUCAGCACAGGGCACAGGCACCACGUGUCCCAUGGAACCCUGUCCACUGUCCUAGGCACUGCCCCUACAGAAGUGGACUAUAGAAAGUAAUUAAACACUUUUCCCCAAAAGA
Molecule: messenger RNA, 6549 nt
Organism: Peromyscus leucopus (white-footed mouse)
Lineage: Eukaryota; Metazoa; Chordata; Mammalia; Rodentia; Cricetidae
Product: spermatogenesis-associated protein 31E1-like
Exons: 2
Coding region: 1688-6520 (1610 amino acids)
Source: RefSeq, a predicted model, not a curated record